GGGAGAGCAAGUUUUCCUCCUCUCAGUAGGAGAAGAGACACAUGGCUGCUUAAAGAGGAGCAGAAGAAGAAGGAGAAGAAGAGAGGAGACCCCCGUCCCUUCAGCCUGGAGAUGCACUAGUCCUCCCUCUCAACUUUUCCGGAGGACAAAUGAGCGGAAACCAUUUUCCUCUCUGAUAUGGAUUCAACCUGCAGCUCCUGACAUUAACUGAGCUGAGAGGAUUGUGAGGAGAAGAAGCCUUGUCGGUGGAGUUUACACAGUGUACGGCUGCUUUUCUUGCAGUGGACUGAGGGCAGGCAGAUUAACCGGCACACAAGGGUUGAGUGUGGGAUGGAGGAAGCAGCAGAGGACGGGGACAAGAUGACCAGCCAGCAGGCUCUGUGUGUCCCCGACCGGGAGACCAGAAAACGCCCAGGCAUCUCCACUCUCAAAUUGUUUAUUAUGGCGCUGUCCUUCGCCUGCUUCUCAAAGGCUCUGACAGGAACCCACAUGAAGAGCUCCAUCACUCAGAUUGAGAGACGAUUCGACCUCUCCAGCACGCACGUUGGACUCAUCGAUGGCAGUUUUGAGAUGGGCAACUUGUUGUUUCUUGCUGUGGUCAGCCAUUUUGGGGCCAAGCUACAUCGGCCCAGACUCAUUGCUGUGGGCUGUUUCCUCAUGGCUGUCGGGGCCUUUCUCACCGGCCUGACCCACUUCUUCAUGGGACGCUACAAGUACAACACAAUCAUUCGGUAUACCCAGAAUGACAGUGUGAACAUCGCCGCCUGUGUGGAUCCACUGACAACAGAAGUACCUGAAAUUUGGAUCGAGCCCUCCAUGGAAGACAAUAAAGCCUGUGUGAGAGACUCUAGUUCCCACAUGUGGAUCUAUGUGUUCCUGGGGAACGCUCUGCGAGGGAUCGGAGAGACCCCGGUCACACCUCUGGGCAUUUCUUACAUCGAUGACUUUGCUAGAGCGGAAAAUUCACCCUUCUAUAUAGCCUGUCUCCAGACCAUCACUCUCCUGGGCCCCAUGUUUGGUUUCCUUCUGGGCUCCUAUUGUGCCAAACUAUAUGUUGACAUUGGAUAUGUUGAUAUCGAAAGUGUGACCAUCACUCCUAAAGAUGCCCGCUGGGUGGGCGCCUGGUGGAUGGGCUUCAUGGUGUCCUCCGUCCUCCUCCUCAUCUCCAGCAUUCCCUUCUGGUUCCUGCCCCGCUCGCUGCCAAAGCAGGAGGGAGACGAGGGAAAGGCAACUCCCGCCCAUGGCACCCUAGAUGGGACAGAGGACGUUCCCAACAACAAUCACAACCUCAAGCUGACUGACAUCGCUAAAGGGUUUCUUCCCUCACUGAAGCGCCUGUUUGGAACUCCUGCCUACUUCCUGCUCCUUUGUGGGAGCAUUCUGAAGUUCAACUCUUUCAUCGGCCUGUUCACCUUUAAAGCCAAAUACAUGGAACAACAGUUUGGACAAUCUGCAUCCAGAGCAAACUUCCUCAUAGGUGUGUUGAACCUGCCAGCCGUGGCGGUGGGGAUCUUCCUGGGAGGGCUGCUGAUGAAGAGGUAUAAACUGAGCUUGGUGUCAGGAGCUCAGCUCUCUUUUGCCACAUCCUUCAUGGCAUACCUCCUUCUGCUGCUGCAGUUUGGAACCAAGUGUGAUAACAUUCCCAUGGCUGGGCUCACCAUCUCAUACAACGGGAUGCAGAGUAUAUCAUCCGACAGAGAUAUGCUCUUCUCAGAGUGUAACAGAGACUGCUCGUGUUCAGCAGAGGAGUGGGACCCUGUGUGCUCAGACAGCGGCAUCACCUACAUCUCUCCAUGUAUGGCUGGCUGCCUCAGCUCCAGUGGAUACGGCAAGAACACAGUCUUCCACAACUGCAGCUGUUUGUCCGCCUCCUUCCCAGCAGGCAGCAGCACGUCCGUGAGGCUGGGCCAGUGUCCUCAUGCCAAGGACUGCAGCCGCAGUUUCACCUCCUACAUGGCUGUAUCUGUUCUCAGCUCCUUCAUCAACUCUCUUGGAGCUACACCUGGCUACAUGGUUAUCAUACGAUGCAUCUCACCAGAUCUCAAAUCCCUUGCAUUGGGUAUCCAGGCCUUAGUAACUAGGACUCUUGGUGGACUUCCUGCACCAGUGUAUUUCGGAGCCCUGAUUGAUUCAACUUGCCUGAAGUGGUCAAUCAAGAAGUGUGGGGGCAGGGGGGCAUGUCGCAUAUAUGACUCUAAUAUGUACAGGAUCAUCUUCCUGGGUCUGAUCACUUGUCUCAGUGGUUCCUCGUAUUUCUUCAUCAUUGCCGUCAUCAUCGUCCUCAGACGACAGUUUCGUAAGCCAGAGCGAGAAACACAAACGCAGAAUAGAAAAGCUUCAAAGGGAAUUGACCUUCAAAUCACAUCAAAACCCACUGAGGACCAUCCCGGCCCCCCUAAAGCUCCCAAACCGCGUCAUGCUCCCAAAGUUUGGGUAAGGAUCGCAGCAGAACUGGAGGAGGGAGGGGAGGUUCACAGAACAGAGCAGCUCCCCCAAGACGGCAGACUGAGCUCCUCAAAUAACACCCAGGAGACGCAACAGCUCAAAUCCCUGACAGAGACCACUGUUGAGUUCACUCCUCCUCCAUGUGACGAAGCAAAGAUAGCGAUAGACGUGCUGAAGUCAGAGGACGAGGUGAAAGAGGGAAAAGACGAGGUUUGCGAGGAGACGGAUGCACAGGUGGAAGAAGAGGACGAUCUCACAGAUGAUGAAGUAUUAGCGAAAGAAACAACACACAGCAAAGAAACUGACGACAAACAAAACUAAGUUGUCCACCAAUGUGCUUUCAAACAAGGCCACCUGGGUCUAUUCAAGGAAUGUAACUGAUUUUGGCCAACAGUCACAUGUACUUGGAUUGUCAAGAGGAAAUGUCUUUUCACCUGGGCUAAUGCUAACCGUAUUUCUUCCUCUUUUAUUACAGUGUAGAGCUGUUGUAUUACACUUAGUCCUAAAGAUGAAAUGGGCUACCAGUGUCAAAGCUGUAGAAACAUAGUGCAGUACUUAUAAAAAUUGACCAGCAGUACAAAAUAUUGACUCGUGUAUGCACAUGAUGUAUACAGCAGCCAUGCAAGGCCCGGGAUGAAAAACAUUAUGGCGUAUACCUUUGGGCCAAAAUGAAUGUGUUUAUUCUUUAUGUCAACAGAUACAUCCUUGAAUGUGUGAUAUUAUUGUCACAUAACAUUUUGCAGAUCUGAUCUAUGCGCAGUCUUAAGAACUUUAUGUUAACACGAUGUCAUGCUGUGGACACAAAUAUUGUGAAAAUGAUGUGAAGUGGCUGAUGUGCUAAACGUGCAAAUUGAUUUUAAAAAUUAUGUCAUUGUUAAUUAAA
Molecule: messenger RNA, 3328 nt
Organism: Anarrhichthys ocellatus (wolf-eel)
Lineage: Eukaryota; Metazoa; Chordata; Actinopteri; Perciformes; Anarhichadidae
Gene: slco1e1
Product: solute carrier organic anion transporter family, member 1E1
Exons: 16
Coding region: 331-2766 (811 amino acids)
Biological process (GO): bile acid and bile salt transport; sodium-independent organic anion transport; transmembrane transport
Cellular component (GO): basolateral plasma membrane
Molecular function (GO): bile acid transmembrane transporter activity; protein binding
Source: RefSeq, a predicted model, not a curated record